AUGAAUCCACCAGAUGACUCAUUAUUAUGUCCAAUAACGUUGCAAUUAUUUCGUGAUCCGGUUCUAGCACAAGAUGGCCAUACUUAUGAGAGGCAAGCUAUUGUGGAAUGGAUUAAAACGAAUGGUACGAGUCCAAUCACUGGUCAGCAUUUAUCACUUGAACAUUUAUAUCCAUGUUAUGCAAUCAAAAAAGCAGUUGACCAUUUUGAGGUAUCAUCAAAGAAUAAAAAUUAUCAAUACACUCUUGAUAUUGAUGUGAAAAAGAAAUCAGGCCGACCACUAUUCCAAACAUUUGGCAAAUCUAUUUAUCACGCACAAUGGCUGCCAAACAAUGAUAAUCGUCCGGAAAUAAUACUAUUAAAAGUCGAUGGUGCUCAUGCAAAAAAAGAAGCAUCUUUCUAUGUUGAUCUCAGUCGUCAUCCACACAUCGUUCGAACAUAUGGUCUUGUACGUGAACGUAAUGAUGGUGGUGAUAAUGAUGAUACUAAUUCCAUUAUGCUAUUACAAGAAUAUGCACAUAUGGGGAGCCUCUAUGAUCUACUGCAAGAACGAAAAAAGGUACCUGAUGAAAAAAUUUUGAUUGAAAUAUUUUUACAGAUCAUUGAUGCAAUGAUCUUUUUGGCAUUUAAUAACGUUGUUCAUGGUGAUCUGGCAUGUCGUAAUGUACUCAUAUUUCGUUUCGAUGAAACUAGUUCUAGAAAUAUAAUUGUGAAAGUAACUGACUUUGGUCUCAGUCGACACAGUAAACUAUAUUCCGUUACACCGGGUGCCUCGAAGACCACCUUAAAUAUUAUUCCGACGAGAUAUGCUGCACCGGAAAUACUUGGAAUUAACAUAACACCUGAUGAUUUUACGGAGAAAUCGGAUGUCUAUUCGAUGGGUAUUCUAAUGUGGGAAGCAUAUUCUCGAGGUACGAUACCUUGGUCGAAAAUUGAAAACGAUAAUGAGGUUAUUCGACGCGUUACUAAUGGCGAAUUACUUCCAAAACCAUCAAAUUGUAGUGAAUUAUACUGGUUGAUCAUCUGUAAAACUUGGUCAAAAUCACUUAAAGAUCGGCCAACUUUUAGUGAACUGAAAUGCCUUCUGAUGGAACAGCACUAUAAUGUAUCGCCACCUGCGCCACCCCCAAUAGGUAUGUUUUCUCUCAUUGUCUGA
This is a messenger RNA of Didymodactylos carnosus, 1155 nucleotides long. The record is from the annotation of a GenBank genome assembly. Lineage: Eukaryota; Metazoa; Rotifera; Eurotatoria; Philodinida; Philodinidae.